Molecule: messenger RNA, 13548 nt
Organism: Labeo rohita (rohu)
Lineage: Eukaryota; Metazoa; Chordata; Actinopteri; Cypriniformes; Cyprinidae
Gene: ank3b
Product: ankyrin 3b
Biological process (GO): signal transduction; regulation of cardiac muscle contraction; protein localization to T-tubule
Cellular component (GO): T-tubule
Molecular function (GO): protein binding
Source: RefSeq, a predicted model, not a curated record
CGCCUGCGUGUGUAUUUGUGUGUGUGUACGCACGCAUGUGAGGGCGUGUUAAUCCGCACACAGAACCCAUCAGCAUCAACCCCCCCAUUCCUCCCCUCACUUAGACACUUCCAGCUGGUGGCGAAGGAUCCGCGCGUAAGAUUCUCCAUCCCAGCUGCCCUCCACCCAUUCUCUUUCUCUCAUCCCAUCCCUCUCUCCGCUGCGCUCCGUCCCGGCUGACUGCACGGCGGGGAUGGGUUCAGGUAGGGCCAGAAGAACCCAGGAAAAGAGGAAAGCACCGUCUCCUUGAACCGUUCACAAAUGCAGAUUCCCAGCCUCAGCUCUCCGGUGGCUGCUCACAGGAACACAUAGACUCUACAGAGGGUGUCUGAGAGAGAUUUUUUUGUCUUUGUGCUUCAGAGGAAUCUGCUCAGUCUUUAUUGACUGAGAGACACUUUAUGAAAGGAUAUCUCACUUGAGCUUUGCAUCAUGGCACACGCAGCAUCCCAGCUGAAGAAAAAAGCAGAUUUGGAACUUACAGCUGCCGAGGAAGAGAAGGAGAAGAAGAAGAAGAAGCCCAGAAAAAGGUCCCGGGAUCCAAAGAAAAAGACUGACAGUAAUGCCAGUUACCUCAGAGCGGCCCGAGCUGGAAACCUUGAGAAGGCCCUUGAUUAUAUAAAGUCUGGUGUGGACAUCAACAUCUGCAAUCAGAAUGGGUUGAACGCUCUUCAUCUAGCAUCUAAAGAAGGCCAUGUGGAGGUUGUGGCUGAGCUUAUUAAACUUGGUGCCGCUGUGGAUGCAGCAACAAAGAAAGGAAACACCGCUCUGCACAUAGCAUCACUCGCUGGACAGGCGGAUGUUGUCAAGGAACUCGUGAAUAGUGGAGCAAAUAUCAACGCACAGUCUCAGAAUGGCUUCACACCACUCUACAUGGCUGCCCAGGAAAACCACCUGGACGUUGUCAAAUUCCUCCUGGAUAACGGAUCCAGUCAGAGCAUUGCCACAGAGGAUGGUUUUACUCCACUGGCUGUAGCUCUUCAGCAAGGUCAUGAUCAGGUGGUGUCUCUGCUCCUGGAGAAUGACACCAAGGGGAAGGUACGACUACCUGCCCUGCAUAUCGCCGCCCGUAAGGACGAUACUAAAGCAGCGGCACUGCUCCUGCAGAACGAUCACAAUGCAGAUGUCGAAUCCAAGAUGAUGGUGAAUAGAACGACAGAGAGUGGCUUCACCCCUCUCCACAUAGCAGCUCACUACGGUAAUAUCAACGUAGCGACCCUGCUCCUGAACCGCGGGGCUGCUGUAGACUUCAAGGCGAGGAACGACAUCACGCCUCUCCAUGUGGCAUCAAAAAGAGGAAAUGCCAACAUGGUCAGGCUGCUGCUGGAGAGAGGAGCCCGAAUUGACGCCAAAACCAAGGACGGCCUGACACCUUUACACUGUGGAGCGAGGAGCGGUCAUGAGCAAGUAGUUGAGAUGUUACUGGAUCGUGGAGCACCCAUCCUCUCUAAGACAAAGAACGGCCUUUCACCAUUGCACAUGGCCACGCAAGGAGACCAUCUGAACUGCGUUCAGAUUUUGCUUCACCAUGACGUGCCCGUGGACGACGUCACCAAUGAUUAUCUGACAGCCCUGCACGUCGCUGCACACUGUGGACACUACAAAGUUGCCAAGGUCCUUGUGGACAAGAAGGCCAAUCCUAAUGCCAAAGCACUGAAUGGUUUUACACCACUUCACAUCGCUUGCAAGAAGAACAGGAUUAAAGUGAUGGAGCUGCUGCUGAAACACGGAGCGUCCAUUCAGGCUGUGACUGAGUCUGGACUCACGCCGAUUCAUGUGGCUGCUUUUAUGGGCCAUGAAAACAUUGUGACUCAGUUGACAAAUCAUGGAGCGUCUCCUAACACGAUGAAUGUGAGGGGAGAAACGGCGCUCCAUAUGGCUGCCAGGGCAGGACAGGCGAACGUGGUGAAAUUCCUGGUGGCGAAUGGAGCAGAUGUGGACGCCAAAGCCAAGGACGAUCAGACCCCGCUGCAUAUAUCAAGUCGUCUAGGAAAGCCAGAGAUAGUCCAGCAGUUGGUGCAACACGGGGCUUCACCCGACGCCACCACCACAUCCGGAUACACGCCGCUCCACCUGGCUGCUCGCGAUGGCCACAAAGACGUGGCAUCCAUCCUGCUGGACAACGGAGCAUCUCUUGGCAUCACUACCAAGAAAGGAUUCACUCCCCUGCAUGUUGCAGCCAAAUACGGGAAGAUUGAAGUUGCUAAUUUACUGCUACAGAAGCAAGCGGCACCUGACGCAGCUGGAAAGAGUGGACUAACACCACUGCAUGUUGCUGCACACUACGAUAACCAGAAAGUGGCCCUUCUUCUGUUGGACCAAGGAGCGUCUCCGCAUGCUGCAGCGAAGAAUGGCUAUACUCCACUGCACAUAGCUGCCAAGAAGAACCAGAUGGAGAUCGCGACCACACUGCUCGAGUAUGGAGCAGAUACCAACGCCACAACACGCCAGGGCAUCAGUCCUCUCCACCUUGCAGCCCAGGAGGGCAACGUUGACAUGGUCACGCUCCUGCUCGCCCGUGAAACUGCCAUCAAUCUGGGAAACAAGAGUGGACUGACCCCUCUUCACUUGGCGUCUCAAGAGGACAGAGUCAAUGUAUCAGAAGUGCUGGUUAAUCAAGGUGCCACAGUGGACCCAGAGACUAAGAUGGGAUAUACGCCUCUGCAUGUGGCCUGUCACUAUGGCAAUAUAAAGAUGGUGCACUUCCUCCUGAAGAACCAGGCUAAAGUCAAUGCCAAAACUAAGAAUGGAUACACACCUCUUCAUCAGGCUGCUCAGCAGGGUCACACACACAUCAUUAACCUUCUGCUGCAACACGGAGCCUCUCCUAAUGAGCUGACAGUGAAUGGAAACACUGCCUUAGCUAUCGCCAGGCGCCUGGGUUACAUCUCUGUGGUUGACACGCUCAAAGUCGUGACAGAGGAGACGCACACUACUGUGACGGUGACGGAGAAACAUAAAUUAAAUGUUCCAGAAACGAUGAACGAGGUUUUGGACAUGUCAGAUGAUGAAGGUGAGGAUGCAAUGACAGGAGAAACGGACAAGUACCUGGGACCGCAAGAUCUGCGAGAGCUCGGAGACGACUCUCUCCCUCAGGAAGGAUACGUGGGAUUCAGUGUUGGAGCCCGUACGGCCAGCCUGCGCUCCUUCAGUUCGGAUAGGUCCAAUACACUCAACCGGAGCUCCUUCGCCCGUGACAGCAUGAUGAUUGAAGAGAUCCUGGCGCCAAGCAAGGACACGCACCUGGCUUUAGCAAAAGAUUACAACGCAGACUCAAUGAGACGCUAUAGCUGGACGCCGGACACUCUGGACAACGUGAACAUGGUCUCCAGCCCCGUCCAUUCAGGGUUUUUGGUGAGCUUCAUGGUGGACGCCCGUGGCGGUUCCAUGCGAGGAAGUCGCCACAAUGGCAUGCGCAUCAUCAUCCCGCCUCGCAAGUGCACCGCGCCAACCCGUAUCACAUGCCGUCUGGUCAAGAGACACAAGCUGGCAUCUCUGCCACCCAUGGUGGAAGGAGAAGGGCUGGCGAGCCGGCUAGUGGAGGUGGGCCCAGCGGGGGCUCAGUUUCUGGGCCCUGUGAUUGUGGAGAUCCCUCAUUUCGGCUCCAUGAGGGGGAAAGAGCGAGAGCUCAUUAUGCUCAGGAGCGAAAACGGUGAGACCUGGAAAGAGCAUCAUUAUGACAGCAAAUCUGAAGACCUCAGUGAGCUCCUCAAUGGCAUGGAGGAAGAGCUUGAAAGUACAGCAGAGCUGGAAAAGAAGCGUAUCUGCCGGAUCAUCACCAAGGACUUCCCACAAUACUUUGCGGUGGUAUCACGGAUCAAGCAGGAGAGUAACCAGAUGGGUCCAGAUGGAGGGGUCCUGUCCAGCAUGACAGUCCCUCAGGUCCAGGCCUCAUUCCCUGAGGGUGCGCUCACCAAGAAGAUCAGAGUUGGACUGCAGGCUCAGCCUGUUCCAGAUGAUGCUGUGAAGAAGAUCAUAGGAAAUCGUGCCACCUUCAGCCCAAUAGUGACAGUAGAGCCUCGCAGGAGGAAGUUCCAUAAGCCCAUUACCAUGAUCAUACCCGUGCCUCCGCUCUCUGGAGAAGGCGUGGUGAAUGGCUACAAAGGAGACCCAACACCAAGUCUACGCCUGCUCUGCAGUAUAACUGGUGGCACAUCGCCAGCUCAGUGGGAGGACAUCACUGGCACUACACCUCUUACUUUUAUGAAUGACUGUGUGUCCUUCACCACAAACGUGUCUGCCAGGUUUUGGCUUGCAGACUGCCAUCAGAUCCCAGAGACUGUAGGUUUGGCAACGCAGCUCUACAGGGAGCUCAUCUGUGUGCCUUACAUGGCCAAGUUUGUAGUGUUUGCUAAAAUGAAUGACCCUGUGGAGUCCAGCCUGCGGUGCUUCUGCAUGACAGACGAUAAAGUAGACAAAACCCUGGAACAGCAGGAGAACUUUGAGGAGGUGGCCAGAAGCAAAGACAUUGAGGUGCUGGAAGGGAAGCCCAUCUACGUGGACUGCUAUGGCAAUUUGGCCCCUCUGACCAAAGCCGGACAGCAGCUGGUUUUUAACUUCUAUGCUUUCAAAGAAAACAGACUCCCGUUCUGUGUGAAGGUCAGAGACAGCAGUCAAGAGCCGUGUGGCCGUCUGUCCUUCCUCAGAGAGCCCAAAACUUCCAAGGGUCUGGCUCAGACUGCUAUUUGUAAUUUAAACAUCACACUGCCAGGAUUCAAGAAGGAUGUGGAUUCAGAUCCUGAGGAAGAGACUGAAAAGCCAGAACGACGUCAUACCUUUGCAUCUCUAGCCUUACGUAAGCGCUACAGCUAUCUGACCGAGCCUGGAACGAAAACAGUUGAACGAAGUACAACAAGAACACUGCCUGCUGGUUACGCUCACAAACCUGUCUUUUCAACAAGAUCUUACCAGGCAUGGUCGACUGCUCCUAUUACCAUCCCUGGGCAAACAAAAUGUGGACUGGGUUCCCUCUCCAGUUCACCUUCCAACACGCCAUCUGCUUCGCCACUAAAGUCCGUGUGGUCCAUUUCCUCUGCUUCUCCAAUCAAGUCCACCCUAGGAACAUCAAAUGCUUCCCCUGCAAAAUCAGUUAGCGAUGUAGCAUCACCCAUUAGAACAUACAGAUCUAUGUCAUCUCCAAUAAAGACUGUGGUUCAACAACCCCAAAACCAAGUUCAAAUUUCCUCCAGCCUCCUGUCUUCGCCGGGUAAAACCAGCACAGAUCCAGUGUCCAUUAAGGGGCUCGCUGCUUCAUUGUCCUCAAGAGCUAACUUGAUUUCAUCACCUGGAUCCAUGCUAGACAGAACUUUCUCCACAGCGACGCAAGCUGAUUCUAUAAAGUCUACCACAAAUACAUACAUGUCUUUAUCAUUCAAAUCCACCCUGGCCCCCACAAAUAUAGCAGUGUCCUUUCCCAUUCGAAACAUAACAAGCUUGUCCUCUAUUAAAACAACCACAGAUGCAGCUAGGGGUACAAUUCUGUCAUCGCUUUCUUCAUCAGCUAAGCCUACAAUAUCCAGUACUGAAACAGUCCUGUUAAACGGAUCCAUUUCACCGAUAAAAUACCCCUCGUCCUCCACUACAUCUUCCCGUCUGUUCACAGGAGGGGCUUACAGCUUACAAGAACGGAUACAGGCCACAACGCAAGCAGCUACGGCCAGUGUUGGUGCAGUCUUCAGUGAGGCUGAGAGAACACUUACUGCUGGGUCAACGUCAAGCUAUAGUGCGCUAAAAUCUGUAUCUUCACCUUUGAGAUCAAACUUAUCAAGUUCUGUUUACGAUACCCUUAGAUCACCAGCCACCACCACCACAUCAGUGUCAUCCAUUUCCAUGUCUGUUCCAGUAUUCUCCGUGGUCAAUGUGCUCCCUGAACCCCAGGGCAAGAAACUCCCAGAAAAAAUAACAAUCACACCUCAGACACACACCCAAGCACAGUCCUCUACGUCACGAAUUAAACCCUCAAAACCCUCACUUUUUAUUUCCCCAACAGUCCUCAAAGCAGCUGCCGCACCCACACUGACAUCCAGUCAAGAGAUUCUUAAGGACGUAGCAGAUAUGAAAGAAGAUCUGAUAAGAAUGACUGCAAUCUUACAAACGGACUCAUCCUCAUCCACAGCCAAAAGCUUCCACUCGCAUGUUUCUAAAGAAUCCAAGAUGGAGGAUGAAGAGCCUUUCAGUUUGGUUGAGAAAGUUAAAGAGGACCUUGUCAAAGUUAGUGAAAUUCUCACAAAAGAUGUCCUGAGUGAAGCCAAAAGCGCAAGUAAAGACAGGGCCUCAGAGGAUGAAUGGGAAGAGUUCUCCAAAGAUGAAAUUGAGGAGGCAAGACAGAGUGCCCUGCGUUCCCUGCCAACAUUUGAACCAACCCUUCCUGUUGGGCCACAGUCAGUGCCAGACAAAGAUCUUAAUUUAGCUAAAGUGGUUGAUUACUUAAUGAAUGAUCUUGGUGCCAGUUCCCUUUCAAAAAUAGCUGAUGUAAAGAGCAGAUAUGAUGAAAUAAGGAAGGAAGGGGAGGAAAAACAGAAGCGUACUAUAAAACCAGAGCACAAGCUCAAAAUGCCACCCACAGGUAUGCGGACCUCUCCCUCAGAGAAAGACUUGAGUAAAUUAGCUGACUCCUAUAGUGGCGGCACAGAUGCUAUCCUGGAAUCUCCUGAUGACUUUUCCCAUGAACAAGACAAGAGUCCCCUCUCAGAUAGUGGUUUUGAAACCAGAAGUGAAAAGACCCCAUCAGCUCCUCAAAGUGCAGAGAGCACAGGGCCCAAGCCCCCCUUCACAGAUGUGCCUAUUCCCCCUGUCAUAACAGAAACCAGAACUGAGGUUGUUCACGUCAUCAGGAGCUAUGAACAUCCUGAGGAGGUCUGUGAGCCACUAAUGGAUGAGGCAGCGGCUUUGAAGCCUCCGGUUGAGCCUGAGCCAGUCGUUAGCUCGAUCAAAGAUAAGGUAAAGGCCUUGCAGAUGAAAGUCAGCUCUGAGGAACUGGCAUGCGUCAAAGAAGAAACUCAUAUCACCACUACAACUCGAAUGGUCUACCACAAACCUCAGCUGAAAGAUGUUGGCUCUGACAGAAUCGAUGAAACAAUGUCAGUCCGAGACUUAAUGAAAGCUUUUCAGUCUGGAAGGGACCCUUCCAAAGAAUUUGCUGGUUUAUUUGAGCACAAAGCUGGCCAAGAUGCCAUUAAAGGAGAUGAGCUGUCCCCACGGUUCCUCGAAAAGGACAAAAAACCCAAAGUUGAGAGAAUUAUAGAGGUGCACAUAGAAAAGGGCAACACAAGUGACCCGACAGAAGUUAUAAUCAGAGAGACUAAAAAGCAUCCAGAGUUUAUAUGCAAGAGUGACCGAGGUCUCAAGGAGCUUGUUGAAAGGGUUGAUGGCGAUUAUGAGGUUCUUCAAGAUGAGGAGGAACUUAAUGCUGAGGAAUCACUGCCAUCCUUCUUAGACACAUCUAGAGUCAAUACGCCUGUUUCUCAAGAGGAAGAGUCUCGUCCCAGUUCAGCUCAGCUUAUUGCAGAUGAGUCAUAUAAAGCUUUAAAACUUCUAAGUCAGCAUUCUAUUGAGUAUCAUGACGAUGAGUUAUCUGAAUUGAGAGGGGAGUCAUACAGGUUUGCUGAGAAAAUGUUGCUCUCAGAAAAAUUAGACAUAUCACAUUCUGAUACUGAGGACUCAGUGGCAGACCAGGCACAUAGCGUAGCCACUGAGGUACAAGGGGCAGAAGGCGUAUAUGGAGAAAAAGUAGCUGGCCCCAGGAAGGAGUCCAAAUUAAGGUCAGCAAGGGAUGCAUCAGAAAAAUCAGGUAAAUAUCCUCCACAAGAUGAGCAAUAUGACAAAGUAACAGUACUACAUUAUACCACAGAACCCGGUAGCCCUAAACAUGCAGUCUGGAUGAGAUUCACUCAGGAUAGACAGGACAGGAAUAGAGAAAAACUCAUAUAUGAAGAUAGGGUAGAUCGGACCAUUAAAGAGGCUGAGGAGAAACUGAGUGAGGUUUCACAGUUUUUUAGGGACAAGACUGAAAAGUUAAACGAUGAGCUCAAGUCUCCUGAAAAAAAGAAACCAACAAGAUUGUCACGAGAGACGCAGUCAGGGCCGAGCUCAGCUUGCAGCAGCCCUGAGAAAAAGCAGAAGAGUGCAGCCGAGGAAUGGGACAAAGGCAGACAGAAGAUGUUUGGCAGUGCAAACGAAAGGAAAAGUGCAAGUCUGCCAAGCAGUCCCGAAAGGCAUAUGCUGUCACAGUUCAGUGAGGACAAGCCAAAACAGCAGGAUGAUCCUAAGCAGGCAAAGACAGUUGAUGCAGCCCCCCCCAAUCCCAGUAAGACUUCUAGAGUGAGUUCUGUUCGACAAAAGUUUGAAAUAGAAGCACAGAAACAGGAUCAGAAUGGGCCACUAACACAGUCAAUACAACCAGUUAAAAAACUACCUGAAAGUAAAUUACCAGUAUAUCAGUUUAUCGCUGGUUCAAAACCCUCAAAAGCUGAUUCCACAGAUCAAGGACACCCACCUCCUAGAAAACUAACAGAAACUGAUAAAAGUAAAGUAGCCCCUCACAGUAGCAGUAGUACUGUUGUCUCAAAGCAAUGGAGUGAAAAAUGUUUACCUGAAAUGUCUGCCACAUCAGAUACUGUUGUAAAAAGAGCCUUACUUUUUGAGAAAACUCAAGAGAGCUCUACUAAAGCUCACUCUCAAGAUUUGAAAGAUGAAAAUAUUGCAGACAGGCAUAGUGUAAUUAAUGAUAUUAAAGAGCAGCAUUUAAAAAGUGACAUUAAAAAUGAGACCGUUCAAACAGCUUCCUUGUCUAUUGAUAAUAUCAGUAGGAAUGACUUUCAGAUGAAGACCCUGAAGAAAAAGACAGAAUCUCAUAUUCCUGUAAGAACAUUACCUGGUUCCUCAGAUAAUAGUCAGUCAAAGAAGGCAAGCCAAGACACAUUAACUAAAUUAUCUGAAAAGAGCCCAACGCACAUACCUACCCUGACCAAACCAAGGGUUCAGGGCCGUUCAGAGUUACAGAGAGAGGAAGCUGUAACAAAAAAGUCUGAAGACGUCUCUGUUGAAAGUAGAACAACAACUGACACUAGUUCGGUUGAAAAAAUAUCCACGGUUACAACAAGAGAAAGUUUUAAAGGGCUUAAAACUUUACCAGUCUAUGUAAGUGUUCAAGUAGGGAAACAGUCUGACAAAGAUAUGGGAGGAGGAGGAACCAAUGGAACUUUCAAAAAGAUGGCUGGCUCAGAAACUCGAACAAUUUAUGCAGUUAAACAGAAACAGCCCACAUCUCCUCAAGGCAGCCCAGAUGACGACACUUUAGAACAGUUCUCUUUUAUCGAUAGCUCUGGCAAAAGUCCUAUGACUCCAGAGACACCGAGCUCAGAAGAGGUCAGCUAUGAUCUCACCUCAAGAACCCCCGAUCCAUUUAUCACAUUUAUGCCAGGUAUUGCAAGCCCAAUAGCUGAGGUUUCAGAGGAGUCAGAAGAUAGCGAACAAAUCAGAGCUACUCCUUUGAAAGAAUCUGGUCCAGAAAAAGGAGACAAUGGUAAACAGGAAAUUGGGCAUGAGGCAAAAGACAAAAGAGUUGCAUAUAUAGAGUUCCCUCCUCCACCACCUUUGGAUUCUGAUUCCUCACAGCCUGAGAAAAAAGGGUCGACUCCUUCCUCAGAGGCUGAGACUGAAAUGAUGGAAGUAAAUCUCCAAGAGGAGCAUGAUAAACAUCUUCUUGCCGAACCUAUAAUAAGAGUCCAGCCUCCAUCUCCUGUGCCCCCAGGAGCUAAUGAUAGUGAUUCAAGUGAGGAGGAAUCGGUCUUUAAACCUAUUCCAAUAAAGAAAUAUACCUUUAAGAUUGACGAGGACAAAGAUUUGACGAAAAGCCCAUCAAAAAAACAUGACAAGAAUGGGAAUGAUAAAGAACCAGGGGCAAAUGGUAAUGGAAAAGCAGAAGAUUAUGAUUAUGAACAAAAUGGCAAUGAUCAGUCCAUCACAGACUGCUCAAUAGCGACAACUGCAGAGUUCUCUCAUGACACCGAUGCCACUGAGAUUGACUCUCUGGAUGGAUACGAACUUCAAGAUGAGGAUGAUGGCUUGAGUGAACCUAUUGUCAAACCUUUUGGAUUUCCCAAUGAAAACAGAAAGGAUCUUUGGGCCCCAGAUAAUAUGACUAGACCAAGUGACCGUUGCCAAAGUAAACUUGAAGUAAUUCAAGAAGAAUCACCAGCUGAGGACUGCAAAAAGACCAAAGCUAAGACUGACGCCUCAAACAGAAAGAAUGGAAAGGACAGUGAAAAGGAUGGAAAACAAUCUGAUCAAGGAUUGUCAGAGACUUACUUUAGUUACAAGCUAGAUGAGGAGUUUAAUACUCCGUUUAAAACUGUUGCAACAAAAGGCUUUGAUCCUUGGUCAAGCAGGGGAGGAGAAGACGAAGUAGUGGAUGCUAGAAGUAAAGACGAUGAGCCCAAGCCAUUUGGGCUAGCAGUAGAUGACCGGUCUACAGCAACAACCCCUGACACAACUCCUGCAAGAACUCCAACUGACGAAAGCACACCAACUAGCGAGCCAAACCCUUUCCCCUUCCACGAAGGGAAGAUGUUUGAGAUGACCCGCAGUGGUGCGAUUGACAUGAGCAAGCGGGAUUUUGUUGAAGAGAGGCUGCAAUUUUUUCAGAUCGGCCCUCAGAGCCCCUGUGAAAGAACAGAUGUACGUAUGGCUAUUGUGGCGGAUCAUCUUGGACUGAGCUGGACUGAGCUGGCCAGGGAAAUGGAAUUUUCGGUUGAUGAGAUAAAUCAAAUCCGUGUGGAAAACCCCAACUCAUUGACAGCUCAGAGUUUCAUGCUUUUAAAGAAAUGGGUUAGCCGAGAUGGUAAAAACGCUACAACGGAUGCCUUAUCUGCAGUCCUGUCUAAGAUCAAUCGGUUGGAUAUUGUGACAUUGCUGGAAGGGCCGAUAUUUGACUAUGGUAACAUUUCAGGCACAAGAUGUUUUGCAGAUGAUAGCGCAGUGUCCCAGGAGCAGGCUGAUGGUUACCACAACAUUGAGCUGGAGCUCAAGAGUCCCUCAGAGCUGAACUAUGAGCCCCCUACCCCUCUGCGCCAGGAUGAUUUCUUUAGCGAGGACGGUAGGCUAAAGUUCCCCUCUAGUUCCCCUGUUAGACCCAGUGAACUGUCCUUGCCAACCACUAGUGGCCCAGUGUCUGCAGAUGCCAAGCCGCCUACUGUUAUGGCGGAGGACACCUCUAUUGGAGGCCGAGAGUCUUUUGGGUCAGCUGAAGAUGACUUUGGUGUCAGCAAAGAAUCAGCAGCCCCCUCUGAACAACAUGCCAGUGAGGGAACUUCAAAAGAAUCAGAUGUCUUCCUGAGAAGUCCAGAAAAGGAGCAGAAGGAACCAGAGCUUCUCAUUUGUGAAGCCAGCGAAGCUCCUGGAGACAGUGGCAAGUCUGGGUUUGACGAAGAAGAUGAAGAGAUGACCCAAGAGAAGAUAAAGUCUCUCUUGGAGAACAUUAAGUUGGAGGAAGGCUCAGAGGAUGAGGAGAUGACUGAGGAGAAGCUGCAAGCGAUCCUCUCUCAAGUGCAGCUGGUAGAAAACGACAUGUCUUCAAUUUCAGGUCUGCAGAGUGAGACAUCUGGUGCCAAUGGGAAGACCGCAAUUUCUGGCCAAGGACUAGAUACUGAAACGCAAGGACAAAGAGAGUCCAGCCAAGAACUAAUGUCCUCGACACCUGGAGUGCAAACUGAGAAGCAAAAUGGGGAACAUCCAGAGCUCCAAGCCCAAGCUCGCCUGUCACCAGACGCCAGUGAGUCUUCCAGCAAACCAAAGGGCAAAGUGAGCAGUGAGGCUCUAGAGGAUAGAGGACCAAACAACAGGGAGGAGGACAUUUCCGAGCCUAAAGUCCAGCAGGAAGCUCGUAGAGAUAAUGAAUCCAGCUCUGAUGAGGAAGAAACUGUCACCACCAGAGUGUAUCGGCGAAGAGUGAUUCUAAAGGGUGAUCAGGCCAAAAACAUCCCUGUUGAGACUGUGACAGAGGAGCAGUACACAGAUGAAGAUGGAAACAUAGUCACCAGAAAAGUCAUCCGGAAAGUGAUCCGUCGCACAGCUGGUGUGGAGGAUAAAGGCAGGAGAAAGCAUGGAAAACGUUCCCAGCAGGCCAAUAGGGCCGAGCAGGAGGAAGAAGGGGGCCCCGGGCCCCAUAGAGAGCACACUGAGGCUGGAGAAGGAGGCAAGGGCAUAAAGAAGGAAGGAAGACAACGGGAGAAAAUGGGUCAAUCGUAACAGUUGUGCUCUUUUUGAUCUGAAAGUGUUUCAAAACCAUUUUCCUACAAGGAGGAUCAUUGGAAACGCGCAGGAGGUCAGGGGAUGAAGAUCGUGUGUCUGCAGCUUUCAUAAAAACAAAUGGUUUUCAGUCUGACGACUUUUGAUUUCGCAUGAGCAUGAAAAAAACUUGUUUCUGUCAAUAACACGGAACGACUAAUGGUCGAGAGGACUUUGUUGGUGCAGCGUUUCGAUCGACUGGGGGCGUCCUAUGCGAGACGCUCCACGGCAGCGCCCAAGCACUUCCGUGACCAAAGAGGCCACGAAACUUACUGCAGAUUGACAGAAAAGGAGGGACUCGUUUGAAUCACCUUCUACACUCGCCUUACAUUUUUUUCCUCUCGGACCCAUAAUGUCGGGGUGUAUAAUGCUGUUGGAGCUUAUGAUGUACAUAAAUUACACUGUAUAAAUUCGAAAGUGGCUCACGAUAUUGUUAAUGCACUGGCAAGUGUGUAGGAAUGAACUACCAAUUCUGAUUCCAAUUUUAAGGGAACGCUUCGGUGUAACUUCACAUGCACUUGUAUAAUUAUAAGCAAGAAAAAUGUUUGUAAAUGAAAAAAAAAAAGCCAGCUUGAUUUUAACAACGGAUGUUUCUUUCAAACCUACGGCGGUUUUCGGUGGUACGAACAUUGGAGCCGUUGUAGUUCUGUUCAAAGACUUCUUCAGAGUACUAAUAUUUUCAUGCAUGUGAUUCACUUUAUUUUGAUUUUUCUAAACGGCAUAACACAAGAAAAGGGGAAAUGCUGUUCUGUAUGUAUACACUCACAGCCUUGCUAAUGCUCACGUUUUUUUUAGAAAGAUGACACUAUCACAGCACCAUUGUUCAGCUUCACUAAAAUACACUGUGUCCCAUCACAUCACAGCGGCGGGUUCCCUAUGCAGUUACAGAUACAGAUGAAAUCUGAACGAUCACCGGUAUGCAUCAUGUUGACUGACGUGAUGCACUUUUAACUGUUCUCAUGUGUAUUGGCUCUAAGAUGUAGAAGUCUUUCUGUCAACCUGUCAUUUGUAAUCAUUCUAGCAGUGUAUUACUACUUUUUAAGGCUGCUGUGGUUUUGGGGGAAAUUUUACUUUGAUUUUGGUGCAUUGAGAAAUCACCCAAGCAUUCAUGGAUGAUAGAUCUGGUAACAAACAUAUGUAUGGGAAAAAACAAAAAACAAAAACAAACAUACACUGGAUGAUCAAAUUAAUUAUUUAAGCUUAUAAUAAAUUGUGUUCAAACCCUCA